CUGCCAUCCACUUAUAACUAUCUUCUUUUUCUCUCCCCUUUCUUCAAUGCUUUUCCACCUCUCUUUCCCAUAAUAAAUACUACUCAUUCUUCUACUCUCUCUUUCUCCUACCCAAAAAAAAAUGAAGACAAAAAACUCCAUAACCAUCUUCACUCUCUUAGCUUUCUUGCUCAUCACAGCCACUUUCUCCUUUGCUACUAGACACACCCCCGAAAACGUCGAAAAAACCAAGAAAGCAGCCAGAGGCGGAGCCAGGAAUGGAAACGAUAACGAUGGUGGGCCGUUUGGAGGAAUUUUUGGGCCUGGAGGUGGGUUUAAUAUACCUGGAUUUGGUGGAGGAGGAUAUGGUGGUGGAAUUGGAGGCCCAAAAGGUGGAUAUGCAAAAGGUGGGAUUAUAAGACCAACUGUUGUGUGUAAGGAAAAAGGUCCAUGUUUAGGAAAGAAACUUAGAUGUCCAGCAAAAUGUUUCAAAUCAUACAGUAGUAAAGGAAAAGGGUAUGGUUAUGGUGGUGGAUCUGGUGGAUGUACAAUGGAUUGCAAGAAGAAAUGUGUUGCUUACUGUUAAAGAAAAAUGUUACAUAAAUAACAUGAAUGAGCAUGCCCUUAGCUAGUAAGUUACUAAGUAUUACUUUUAUAUAAUUAUAUGUGAGAGGGGCUUUUUCUUCUUUCUUUUAUUUUUUGGCUGUGUUAGUUUUUGUUUGUUUUAUUUUGUGAUGAGUCAUGUGAAAGACUUUGUUAUGCAGCUAAGUUCUGCAAGUUAUAAUAUUAGUAGAAUUAAUGAUGAGAAAUUAAUGUUUGGGAUUUGGAAUA
Molecule: messenger RNA, 810 nt
Organism: Nicotiana attenuata
Lineage: Eukaryota; Viridiplantae; Streptophyta; Magnoliopsida; Solanales; Solanaceae
Product: glycine-rich protein 5-like
Exons: 1
Coding region: 122-565 (147 amino acids)
Source: RefSeq, a predicted model, not a curated record